Messenger RNA from Phytomonas sp. EM1, 961 nucleotides. The record is from the annotation of a GenBank genome assembly. NCBI's taxonomy places the organism in Eukaryota, Euglenozoa, Kinetoplastea, Trypanosomatida, Trypanosomatidae.
GUAGAGACUUGAACUUCCAUUUUUGACUCGACAGACAAGCAUAGGGUUAAGGACGCAGGUGUAUAGGGCUAAAUUAUCUCAUAAAUGACUUCCUCUGCUAUCAAUGCCUUAAUUAGGGAGUAUUUUGUUCUCCAUUAUCCAGCGGUUGCCAAGGCCUUUAAGAAAGACUCUGCGCUAAUCGAUGAGGCAAAAAGGGAACAGGUGUUUAAGCAAAGCAGUCUUGAAGCACUCAUACGCAACACUAAUCUAAAGCGGAAGCGCGCUGAUGAUGCAUCCAACAUUCAUGCAUCGCCUCUGCAUGGCAUAAAAGGGACUCCUCCUAAAAUGGCAUCGCGUGUAGAAUCUAAGAGGGCACCCAUAUCAGAUAGUUCUGAUGAGGAGGCACUCAUCACCACCACAACUUCAAAGAAGGUGCCGAAGAAUGGUCCAGUGGAAGAUACGGAGUCUGCCUUUAAUGCGCGACGUCAAGAACCCAACAACAAUGGAGCCCGCAGCGGCCCCUCAAACCGUAUGGGAGAUGGAUCCUACCGCCGUUUUCAACGAAUAGAUCCAACUAAAGUUGAAUUUUAUGAUGAUGCUCUGCGCGACAAUCGUCCUGGGUCUGAGCAUAUGGUAUUGCGACAAAACCAAGAGAUGAUGCGCGUAAAGGGGAAAAACUUCAACAAGCUGAAGCAGAAAAAUAAGGGGAGGUUUUAUGGUGAGGGUGUGGAUUUCUCGGUGCGUUCUUACCAAUUUCCUGACAGUGAUGAGGACUAGGAUCAUGUCAAUGUUUUUUAGAAUUAAUUAGGGAGUAGCUUUAAAGUGCAGCUUAUUAAGAUGAAUCAUUAAAGGCUUCAUUUAUUAAGUAACUCUACUAUAAAAGCCCAUAAAAGAUGUCGAAUUAAGUGUAAUCUUAGCUAAUUACGAUUAAGUUUUUUAUAUUCCCUUGUAGUCAAAACAUGGGACAAACAUGAUCUAUCAA